AUGGAGGAUGCGAAUGACGGGUUGGUUUUUAAUUGGAAUAUUUGGGCGCCCCCAAAAGCAAACUACCUGAUUUGGAGAGCUUUGAUUGGCAAAAUCGCCUCUAAAAAGGGUUUGAUUCAUAGGGGAAUCUCUCUAGCUGAUAGCCUUUGUCCUCGGUGCGGGUUAUAUGAUGAGGAUCCUGACCAUAUAUUUGUUAAGUGUCUCUGGGCCAAAUGUAUUGGUUGGAACAUUUUAGCUUGGGUUCGGUUGAACUUCAUUGCGAGUAACAAUCUGAAUGAUCUUUUACAACUCAUAAAUCGAAGCCCAGGAGACAAAGUUUGGAAACGGGUGGUGUACACGGUAGCUAUUGCGAUGGUGUGGAGAAUUUGGAUUGCUAGAAAUGAGAAGGUGUUCGAGGAUGUUUUCAUUCCGAUUAGCAAGACAGUGGAGCAGAUUAAAGAGGAUGUUUUCCUUUGGUUAUGCAACCGAUCGAAGCUCAAACCGCCGGUGUGGGAGAAAUGGAAGGUUUUUGACAUUUUGGAUAUGAUGUAA
This is a messenger RNA of Helianthus annuus (common sunflower), 531 nucleotides long. RefSeq lists its product as uncharacterized. The coding region runs from base 1 to 531 and encodes 176 amino acids. NCBI's taxonomy places the organism in Eukaryota, Viridiplantae, Streptophyta, Magnoliopsida, Asterales, Asteraceae. The transcript has a single exon. The record is from RefSeq and is a predicted model, not a curated record.